AUGUCUGGCUUUGAUAGGAAUAAAUUCCAACAACGCAGUGAAAUGUUCAACUUCAAUAAAAGAUACAGAACGCAAUUCCAGGUCUUUGUGCAUUCAAUUAAAUGGGUUUGUGAACAUAACACAUUCAGUGCUUAUGUUAAUAAUUUACAAGUCUUGUUUUGGGGCAAUACUCUUCCAGCGGAAAAUCAGUGCAUAGAAAUUUAUGAAUUUGUUCUGAACAUACAUCAGGCACCGUAUGCACUUGUGACAAGUUAUAAAAUUGCGAACCAUGUCAUUGAACAAUACACCAACAACGUGUUUUUCAAAAGGUUUGUUUUGAAUAAAGUUAACAUAUUAAUCCCACUUAAGAGAUGUUUAAAAUUGUCUGAAAAAAUGUUACCACUUCCAGACAAAACUUUAUUUGGAUUCUGUGAUGGGAAGACAGAAUACUUAUGCAGUCCAAAAGACUAUACACAUCACUAUGUUCUUAAUUUUCAAUCACAAAAAAGAACCUCCAAGUUGUAUGUUAGAGCUGACGACUUUGAACGAUUCAACUUCGAACUUAAUAAAUAUUAUCUUAUUUCCGACGUUGGAGCGAUAACCAAUUACGAAGACACAUUCUAUUUGAAUGAGACUUCAUUUUUGAUCAAAUGCGAUGCUGAAGAGAUUGCAAAUUCGUACUCGUCUUAA
Messenger RNA from Entamoeba invadens IP1, 669 nucleotides. RefSeq lists its product as hypothetical. Bases 1 to 669 code for a protein of 222 amino acids. The transcript has a single exon. NCBI's taxonomy places the organism in Eukaryota, Evosea, Mastigamoebida, Endamoebidae. The record is from RefSeq and is a predicted model, not a curated record.